AUGGCUCCAAGGACUAACGGCGUCGGGAUUCGGCCCGAGGAAACCCGCAUCUGCGUGGUGAUGGUUGGGCUUCCAGCUCGCGGGAAAAGUUAUAUUGCCCAAAAAGCUCAGCGAUACCUCAAGUGGCUCUCGAUCCCCGCGGCGACCUUCAAUGUGGGCAACUACCGGCGCAACGACGCCCCCCAUCCCUCAGCUGACUUCUUCGACACCAACAAUGCCGAGGGCGAGCGUAAGCGACGGGCUGCGGCCGAGGCUGCCGUGGCAGACAUGAUGAAGUGGUUCAGGAGCGGUGGAGUGGUUGGUAUUCUCGAUGCGACAAACAGCACCAAGGAGCGCCGGAAAUGGGUGCUCGACCGAAUCAACCAAGAAGGUGUCGACGUCAUUUUUGUCGAGUCCAAAUGUGACGAAGAGGAGCUCAUCAUGGCCAACAUUCGGGAUGUCAAGACUACUAGUCCGGACUAUCAGGGCCAGGACCCAGAGCAAGCCGCGCUCGACUUCCGAAACCGCAUCCGCAACUACGAAAAGGUGUACAAGACCAUCAACGCCGACGGGGACGAGGAUCAUCUGACCUACCUCAAGAUCAUGAACGUGGGACGACAGGUCAUCAUCAACCGCAUCCAGGAUUACCUUCAAAGUCGUAUAGUGUAUUAUCUUAUGAACCUUCACAUCCGGCCCAGAUCAGUCUGGCUCUCUCGGCACGGCGAGUCCAUGCUCAACCUGGAGGGCCGCAUCGGUGGUGAUGCCGAUUUGUCUCAUCGCGGUGAAGAAUAUGCGCUCAAGCUCCCCGAGCUGGUUCUCGAAUCUAGCGACCGGCCGUUGACGGUCUGGACGUCGACCCUGAAACGCACCAUUGCGACCGCCCGUCACUUGCCAAAACACUACAACCAAUUACAAUGGAAAGCGCUCGACGAGCUGGACGCUGGUGUCUGCGACGGCAUGACGUACCAGGAGAUCGCCGACAUGUACCCUGAAGAUUUCCAGGCUCGCGACGAAGACAAGUACAACUACCGCUACCGCGGCGGUGAGAGCUACCGGGAUGUGGUGAUCCGCCUCGAGCCCAUCAUCAUGGAACUGGAGCGCAGCGAGGACAUUCUCAUCAUUUCUCACCAAGCCGUCAUUCGUUGCAUCUAUGCCUACUUUAUGCAAAAGACACAAGAAGAAAGCCCCUGGGUACCAGUACCGCUUCACACGCUCAUGAAGCUGACGCCGCGGGCCUACGGCACCGAGGUACAAAUCUACAAGGCUGAAGUCAAGGCCGUCAGCACGUGGCGUGGCAAGGGCAGCACCGCUAAGCACGAGGAUCCCAAGCCGGAGGGUGGCAUAUGAUUGUCUUGUUUUGGAGAUGCAUUCUUCUUGGGUCAUGUUCCCGCAUAUUUCUUGACUGCAUAAUUUUUCUUUUUUUUUCUGGUGUUCAUAGCGGAGGUAUCAUCAAACUUCUUUUUGGGCAGGAUUCCCCUAGGGUCGGAAAGAUAAAACCACGACAUGGUUUCAAACGCACAUAGCAAUCACUUUCCCCAGAGUCAUAGGAGGGCGGUUCAAAAUGGACUGGCGGAACUGCUAGGACAAGGGCUUUUCAUUCUCACUCACUAUAGAGAGAGGUAAAAGGGGGUUGUGAGGCUUGAUUUGGUUGGUUGGUUGGUUGGUUGGGGCAAAGGUGUAAAUGAAACGUUCUUCUACACAGCGAAAUGAUAUGUAAUCAUGUGCAUUUAAGCACACUCACCCUCCCUGUCUGUUUUGGCUCUUCUCAGACUGUAGCGUUUGACGGAUGGACGGACGUUACUUGUAUUACU
Molecule: messenger RNA, 1790 nt
Organism: Podospora bellae-mahoneyi
Lineage: Eukaryota; Fungi; Ascomycota; Sordariomycetes; Sordariales; Podosporaceae
Gene: FBP26
Product: Fructose-2,6-bisphosphatase
Exons: 4
Coding region: 1-1326 (441 amino acids)
Biological process (GO): fructose 2,6-bisphosphate metabolic process; fructose metabolic process
Cellular component (GO): cytosol
Molecular function (GO): ATP binding; fructose-2,6-bisphosphate 2-phosphatase activity; 6-phosphofructo-2-kinase activity
Source: RefSeq, a predicted model, not a curated record